This is a messenger RNA of Lizanozyma spartinae, 891 nucleotides long. RefSeq lists its product as uncharacterized. The transcript is spliced from 3 exons. The record is from RefSeq and is a predicted model, not a curated record. Lineage: Eukaryota; Fungi; Ascomycota; Pichiomycetes; Serinales; Debaryomycetaceae. The coding region runs from base 1 to 891 and encodes 296 amino acids.
AUGACAAUUGCACCUCAACAACAACAGCUGCAACUAUAUGGUCAACAGAGUCACCAAAAUCAAUAUUCUCAACACCAUCGUAACCAACAAAGUGGACAGAGUGGUAAUCAACAGCAGCAGCAACCGCAAUCGUUACUUUACUCUGGUACUUCUUAUCAAGGAUAUUACAAUGAUACUAACUCUCCUAUGGAAUAUGGUCAAGAUCAAAACUUUACUCGCCAGUCAUCUCAAUACAAUACCCAGCAGCAAAUUCAAUUCCAACAGCCUCAACUUAGCACUUUUCAACAAGGUUAUCAGCAAAUGGGAUUUGGUCAACUGCAACUGCAACCGCAAGUGCAACAACUGUCUAGAGUACCUCAACAACCACCACAAGAAUUUAAGACUAAUUUUAUGCAUUUGAACGGUAGUACCCAAUCGCUUGGUAGCGAUAGUACUAGUGCUUCCAUUAGGCUUUUUGAUGAUAGUAAAUCUCAUUCACCUGGUGUUUUAAAGAAUAUUCACUCAUCAAUGUCGAACAAUACAAGUUCAGUUUCACCCCCCAAACUAUUCCUUGGAAACUCGAGUACUUCUGCUUCUGGAUCUAGUUCAGCAUUUAGAAAUUCGAUAUCAGGUCCCAGUUCAAGUGGUGUUCCAGGCACACCCAGUGGCAUUGUGCCUACCUUUUUGAAUUCUCCUUCGCUAUUACCCACUUCCAAUAUUGGAAGUUCGUCUUUCUCUGCAGGUGGUUCUAAUAACAAUUCCAACAGCACUGUGACCUCUUCUACUGGCUGGGGUCAAUCUUCUUCAAUCUGGGGUAAUCAAAAGGUAUCUUUGGGGUCCAACUCCAAUAACUCAGUUGGGUUUUCAUCUUUCACUACUGCCCAGAACUAUGGAGGAUCCAGCAUGUGGUGA